AUGCCGUCCGCCAUGGACCAGCUCAUCAGGAAGCCAUUCCGCCGGGUGUUCGGCUGCUUCUCCGCCGCCGGAGGAUCGUCGUCGUCCCGUGGCGGCGAUGCUGCUGCGCCUGAGCCCGUCCUGGCUGGCUCACUGCAUACCCGUGUCGGCGGCGGCGAAGAUGCCAUCGGUGGCCUGCCUGAGCAGAUCCUCUCCACCAUCGUCUCGCGUCUCCCGGCCACCGAUCCGGCUCGCACCGCGGUGCUGUCGUCGCAGUGGCUUCGGGCCAGGUCGUCCGCGCCGCUCGUGUUCCAGGACUCCGACCUCAUCCUGGCCGCGAAUUUCACCGGCGUGGCCCCGGUCGCCGCCGCCGUCACGCGAAUCAUCGAGUCUCACCCGGGGCCCUUCCACACCGUCACCCUGACCAGCUACUUCCCGGAGUCCGAGAGGGCCACCUUCGUCGGCUGGAUCCGCACCGUCGCCGCCAAGGGCGUCCGCGACCUCACCCUGCACAACAUCCCGUGGUCGGGCCUCUACGUGCUCCCCACCGACCUCCUCCAGUGCUGCGGCGGCUCCCUGGAGCGCCUCCACGCCUCCGUCUGGCGGUUCCCGUCCACGGCCGGCGUCCUCCACCGCGGCGUCGACGGCGGCACGCCACCGCCGUCGUUCCCUCGCCUGCGGGAGCUCGUCCUCAACCGGUGCUCCAUCGAGGAGGGCGACCUGGAGAACAUGCUGGCGUGCAGCCCGGCGCUGCAGACGCUCGUGCUCGUCUACAGCUGGGGCGCGCCGGAGCGCGUCCGCCUCGUCGGCGGCAGCCUCCGGUGCGUCGUGCUGUGCCAGUGCGUGGCGCGCGAGCUCGCCGUCGUCGCCGCGCCGCUGCUGGAGCGGAUCGUCCUGUGGUGCUCGUCAGGCCCCUACUGCGGCUAUCUCAUGAGGAUCAGGAUCAGCCGGGCCUCGUCUAUCAAGGUGAUUGGCUACCUGAAACCAUCCUCUCAUCGUCUGCAGAUUGAUGGCACUUCAAUGAAGCCUGGGUUAAGGACUAGCCCUGAUGAACUAGCUGUUCCAAGUGUCAAGAUAUUGGGCUUGCAAGUUCGAUUUGGAGUGGCUGAUGAAGCAAAGAUGGUGUCAUACUUGCUCAGAUGUUUUCCUAACGUUGAAACGCUGCAUCUCAUGCCUGUCAAAGAUCCUCAAUCUCCAACCCACCUUGGUGAUUUUGAGUUCUGGGAAGAGAUUAGCUCGGUUGAAUGCGUCAGAUUCAGCAUCAAGAAGGUGGUGUUUCAUGGGUUCUCCUGGGAGAAUUCUGAGAUAGCGUUCAUCGAUUCCGUCAUCGAAGGAGGAACGAUGCUCGAGAAGGUCUGCAUCUUCUUCGAGCAUCGAUGCGGAACUAUUUCGGAUGAUGAACUGAAUGCUAAAAUGACAAUGGUGGCGUCUCUGAGCAUCGGCCUCGGCCGUGCAGAGGUCAUUUUCUCCGGUGAAGACCACCCCUGGCACUACAAGAAGGCAGCUGAUCUUUCUCGUGAUGAUCCUUUUGAUUGCUGCUACAGUUGA
This is a messenger RNA of Oryza brachyantha (malo sina), 1527 nucleotides long. RefSeq lists its product as uncharacterized. Lineage: Eukaryota; Viridiplantae; Streptophyta; Magnoliopsida; Poales; Poaceae. The transcript has 3 exons. The record is from RefSeq and is a predicted model, not a curated record. Gene Ontology annotation, molecular function: protein binding. The coding region runs from base 1 to 1527 and encodes 508 amino acids.